Molecule: messenger RNA, 1719 nt
Organism: Balaenoptera musculus (blue whale)
Lineage: Eukaryota; Metazoa; Chordata; Mammalia; Artiodactyla; Balaenopteridae
Gene: ACAT1
Product: acetyl-CoA acetyltransferase 1
Exons: 12
Coding region: 82-1377 (431 amino acids)
Biological process (GO): fatty acid beta-oxidation
Molecular function (GO): acetyl-CoA C-acetyltransferase activity
Source: RefSeq, a predicted model, not a curated record
AGCGGGUGAAGCGGGGUCAGGGACCCGCCGCUGGCGAUCCCUUCUCUCCGCUGGUAACUGUCCGCUCCGCGCUCGGCCACCAUGGCUGUGCUGGCGGCCCUUCUGCGCGUUUGCGCCCGCGGGCGCAGCCCCCUGCUUCGGAGGCGGAUGCAGGAAAUAAGAUAUGUGGAACGAAGUUAUGUAUCAAAACCCACUUUGAAUGAAGUGGUCAUAGUAAGUGCUGCAAGAACACCCAUUGGAUCCUUUCUAGGCAGCCUUUCCUCUCUGCCAGCCACUAAACUUGGUUCCAUUGCAAUUCAGGGAGCCAUUGAAAAGGCAGGGAUUCCAAAAGAAGAAGUGAAAGAAGCAUACAUGGGUAAUGUUCUACAAGGAGGUGAAGGACAAGCCCCUACAAGGCAAGCAGUACUGGGUGCAGGCUUACCUAUUUCUACUCCAUGUACCACUGUAAACAAAGUUUGUGCCUCAGGAAUGAAAGCCAUCAUGAUGGCCUCUCAGAAUCUUAUGUGUGGACAUCAGGAUGUGAUGGUGGCAGGUGGGAUGGAGAGCAUGUCCAAUGUUCCCUACGUAAUGAACAGAGGAGCAACACCAUAUGGUGGUAUAAAGCUUGAAGAUUUGAUUGUAAAAGAUGGGCUAACUGAUGUCUACAAUAAAAUUCAUAUGGGCAACUGUGCUGAAAAUACUGCAAAGAAGCUGAAUAUUGCACGAGAUGAACAGGAUACUUAUGCUAUUAACUCCUAUACCAGAAGUAAAGCAGCAUGGGAAGCUGGAAAAUUUGGAAAUGAAGUUGUUCCUGUCACAAUUACAGUAAAAGAUUUUGUUUUAGGUAAACCAGAUGUAGUGGUGAAAGAAGAUGAAGAAUAUAAACGUGUUGAUUUCAGCAGAGUUCCAAAGCUGAAGACGGUUUUCCAAAAAGAAAAUGGUACAGUAACGGCUGCCAAUGCCAGCACACUGAAUGAUGGAGCAGCUGCUGUGGUUCUGAUGACUGCAGAUGCAGCCAAGAGGCUCAGUGUUAAACCACUGGCAAGAAUAGCAGCAUUUGCUGAUGCUGCUGUAGAACCUGUUGAUUUUCCAGUUGCACCUGCAUAUGCUGUACCUAAGGUUCUUAAAGAUGCAGGAUUGAAAAAAGAAGAUAUUACAAUGUGGGAAAUAAAUGAAGCCUUUAGUGUGGUCGUACUAGCAAACAUUAAAAUGCUAGAGAUUGAUCCCCAAAAAGUGAAUGUCAAUGGAGGAGCUGUUUCUCUUGGACAUCCGAUUGGGAUGUCUGGAGCCAGGAUUGUCGUCCAUUUGGCUCAUGCCUUGAAGCAAGGAGAAUAUGGUCUUGCCAGUAUUUGCAACGGAGGAGGAGGUGCUUCUGCCAUGCUGAUCCAAAAGCUGUAGACAACUUCUGUUGUCUAAGGCAACAACCCUAUGUAGCCAGAAAGGCCUGCUGUAAUCAGGGUGACUGAUUACCCUGGGUCAGCUUGUAUGAAAAUAAUGUUUCACUUUUUAUUAUUUUCAACUCUUUUUUAAAAAAUAAGAUAAAAAAUCAAAUCCCCAAACCUUUUGAGAUUACACAGUAAUUUUUCCUUCUACUUUACAUUUUUUCUAAUCUUGAACACAUUUUUUGUUAUAAGGCUGUACUGUUUAAAAUACCACUGUGCAAUAUUAGUGACUUAUAAGUAGCUAGAAGCUUCCAUUUUAGAGAAUAAAUCUUAAUUUACAUUUUUGAGGACUGUUAAA